AUUACGUAAUCAAUGUCAUUUGACUUAUUCGAAAGUGUUUAUGUUUUUGGUGGAAGAAGCGGAAAUGGAGGGUUUACAAGAAUCUGAAAUGUUGCAAUCACCCAACGAAAAGUCGGAAAUGUAUAGUACAUUAUCGCAAAGCCAUUUAAUUGACGCUUCGGAUGUUACAAAACGGCGAAGUUCAAAUCGAUCGAUUAAACGCAAAAAAUUUGACGACGAAUUGGUUGAAUAUAGUCUAGGCUUGCCCGGAAUAAAUACAGUAAAGAGUAACCGAGCACGUACACAGUCUCAUUCCGACUUUUCCGUGGCCAGUCCUUCGACUCCUCCAAUCGUUACAACUCCCACAGUGAGUCAUACACCUGAUUUUAAGAGAAAGCCGGCGUCCAAAACUGUGACGAGCAGUUCGCGACGUAACAAAAAGGGGCGCCAGCAGAAUCAGUUUGCAACCAAAGAUUUGGGCAGGUGGAAGCCAACUGACGAUCUCGCAUUAAUUAUUGGAGUUCAACAAACAAACGAUUUGCGAACGGUACAUUUAGGUACCAAAUUUUCUUGCAAAUUUACUGUGCAAGAAUUACAACAGCGAUGGUAUGCUUUAUUGUAUGACCAAGCUGUGUCUCGCGUGGCUGUAUCAGCCAUGAGAAACUUGCACCCCGACAUGAUAGCCGCUGUACAGGAUAAAGCGCUCUGGAGUCAAGCUGAGGAGCAGAUUUUAAGUACUGUAAAAUCAAGCGCCAAUCCCACAAUUGAUGUAUUCGCGGAACUACUAGCACAAAACCCAGAUGUUUUUUAUCCUGGGAGAACAGCAAGUGCCCUAUUUAGGCACUGGCAAACUUUGAAAAUGUAUCAUUUGUUGCCUGAUCAAGUUUUGGGGCCACUGCCAACUUCAGGUCGUCCCAUAAUGACUUUUAACGAUGCUGAAGAUAUCAUUCAAGAUUCUGAGUUGAGUGAACCUCCAGAUGAGGCACUUGAUAGGGAAUUGAGAUUACAACAGAGGAAAAAUAUCAAGCAAAUCAGACAGUUGGAAAAUGAAGUUGGUAGAUGGAAUGUGUUGGUUGAUAGUGUAACAGGUAUCUGUCCUGGAGAGUUAGAUGGACAAACACUAGCAGUGUUGAGGGGUAGAAUGGUGAGGUACUUAAUGAGAAGCAAAGAAAUCAUCAUUGGAAGAUGUGCCAAAGGGUAUAAUGUUGAUAUCGAUCUUAGUUUGGAGGGACCUGCACAUAAGGUUUCAAGGCGUCAAGGAACCCUAAGAUUAAGAAACACAGGUGAAUUCUACUUGUCUUCUGAAGGGCGCCGUCCAAUUUUCGUAGAUGGUCGUCCAAUAACAGCUGGAAACAAAGUCAGAUUGUAUGACAAUGCAGUAGUUGAAAUUUCUUGCCUAAGGUUCAUUUUCUCUGUAAAUCACGACUUAAUUAGAACCAUCCAUGAUUCAUUAAGAUAUAAUGGACCAGCUUAGUUAAUUAAACAAGAGAUUUACCAAAAAAAUAUUUAUUCUUGAAUAAAGUGGUUAUUUUAAAAAUCCCA
Messenger RNA from Tribolium madens (black flour beetle), 1521 nucleotides. It is a transcript of the gene Rcd5, whose product is annotated as microspherule protein 1. The transcript is spliced from 5 exons. Bases 41 to 1453 code for a protein of 470 amino acids. Gene Ontology annotation, cellular component: Ino80 complex; MLL1 complex; NSL complex. Lineage: Eukaryota; Metazoa; Arthropoda; Insecta; Coleoptera; Tenebrionidae. The record is from RefSeq and is a predicted model, not a curated record. Gene Ontology annotation, molecular function: G-quadruplex RNA binding; protein binding. Gene Ontology annotation, biological process: positive regulation of transcription by RNA polymerase II.